GCAGAGGCGAGAGAAGCCCAGGACUGAAGGUUCAGCGCAGCGUGCGAACCCUCGCCAGCAGACCUGGGGGUGGGGCCAGCCUCGCUCUGGUGUGUGUGUGGAGCUGAGGGCAGAGGUGCGGAAUGACUUAGUUUGGCCGCCCUGGGAGCCCGUCGCGGCUGCGACGUUUUGACGUGUGACGGGGCACAGGGCCGGCAUCAUGGUGGAGUCCAGCUGAGCGCGCGGGCUGGGAGAUACUUUAUUCAAGAGAACUUAAGACAAAUUGCAUAAAUCAAGAUGCCUGCUGCUUGUGAUUCACUGCUUGAAGAUAUUGAGGAUAUUGUGUCAGCACAAGAUGUGAAACCGCAUGACCGACAGUUUGCACGAAAGAAUGUUGUUCCUAAAGUGCGAAAACGCAAUUCACAAAAAAAUGUUCAGGCGGAUGAUGAUCCACCAAGCGAUAGCAUUAUUCCUGGUGCACAAAAAAUCUGGAUACGCACAUGGGGAUGUUCUCAUAAUAAUUCAGAUGGAGAAUAUAUGGCUGGACAGUUGGCUUCUUAUGGAUACAAAAUUACAGAGAACGCCGCAGAAGCAGACUUGUGGCUUCUUAACAGUUGCACGGUAAAAAGCCCAGCUGAAGAUCACUUCAGAAACUCAAUUAAGAAAGCCCAAGAAGAUGACAAGAAAGUGGUUUUAGCUGGAUGUGUUCCACAAGCCCAGCCUCGUCAGGAUUACCUCAAAGGUCUGAGCAUUAUAGGGGUUCAGCAAAUAGACCGUGUAGUAGAAGUUGUGGAGGAAACUAUUAAAGGUCACUCUGUGAGACUGCUGGGUCAGAAAAAAGAUAAUGGAAAACGGCUGGGGGGAGCUCGAUUGGAUUUGCCAAAGAUUAGGAAGAACCCACUGAUAGAAAUUAUUUCCAUCAAUACAGGGUGUCUCAAUGCAUGUACCUAUUGCAAAACCAAGCAUGCCAGAGGAGACCUAGCAAGUUAUCCAACUGAAGAACUAGUGGACAGAGCAAAACAGUCUUUUCAAGAGGGUGUUUGUGAGAUAUGGCUGACCAGCGAAGACACAGGGGCUUAUGGCAGAGACAUUGGCACAGACCUUCCUACCCUUCUGUGGAAGCUGGUUGAAGUUAUUCCUGAGGGAGCUAUGCUGAGACUUGGCAUGACAAAUCCUCCCUAUAUUUUAGAGCAUCUGGAGGAAAUGGCAAAGAUUCUCAAUCAUCCAAGAGUAUACGCUUUUCUUCACAUACCAGUCCAAUCUGCUUCUGACAGCAUACUCAUGGAAAUGAAAAGAGAAUACUGUGUGGCAGACUUCAAACGGGUAGUGGAUUUCCUUAAAGAAAAAGUGCCUGGAAUAACAAUUGCUACAGACAUCAUCUGUGGUUUUCCAGGGGAGACAGAUGAAGAUUUUCAAGACACCAUGAAACUUGUAGAAGAGUACAGGUUUCCAAGCCUCUUUAUUAAUCAGUUUUACCCACGUCCAGGGACUCCUGCUGCAAAAAUGCAUCAAGUUCCAGCCCUAGUGAAAAAGCAAAGAACAAAGGAUCUAUCCCAGCUUUUUCAUUCAUACAAUCCUUAUGAUCAUAAGGUUGGUGAGAGACAGAGAGUUCUGGUAACAGAAGACUCUUUUGAUUGCCAGUUUUACGUCGCUCACAAUCAAUUCUAUGAGCAGGUUCUCGUGCCAAAGGACCCUGAAUUCAUGGGUAAAAUGGUAGAAGUGGACAUUUAUGAAGCAGGGAAACAUUUUAUGAAGGGGCGGCCACUGUCAGAUGCCAAUGUGUUCACUCCAUCCAUCACCAGACCGCUAGCGAAAGGAGAGGUUUCCGGUAUAACAGAGGAGUUCAAAUAUGUGCUGGAAAAUGGCUUGAAUUUGAAAGCAUGCCCCUCUCCUGGGAUCCGAGAAAAAGCAUCAUUGAGUUCCAGGAUGGUGAUGCAACUUCCUUGGCAGCAAGAAGGAGGUGGACUGAAGAUGCUGUCUCUCAGCCUGGCUUUACUGGCAAUUCUUGUUACUUUUUAUUAUCGAGGUGUUUAAAUAGAACACUGAACUGAACUGAAUGAAGCUUUUGUGAACAAAAAUAAAGUGCUGAUUAAAAUCUUCGGAGAAAAUCUGUUUAAAAAACGGAUAUAAACUGAGCAAUAAUUUGUACUCACCCUAAGCCUUUCCUUUCAUCCAUAGUUUAAGUGAGACCCAUCCUGCCCCUAUUUGCAUUCUAUGGUUAUUUUAUCAGGGGAGGAGGAAAAUGGUUUGUCACAUCAGACUUUUUCCUCAUAGAUUUUUUUUUCUUUUUAAAGAAGAAGCAGGUAUUUGCUUAUUUGUCUUUUACGUAGCUGCAGGUAAAUGUGUGUGUAGGAAACCCAUUAAAUUGUUAAGGAAUCUUUUCUUCCUGCAGAAGUAUUGGUAAUUUCUUGGGAUGCUGAGCAUUUUAAGCUGCCUUAAACAUUUUUCUUGAUGCUUAUCUUUGUAUAUUAAAAUCAAAUAUUCAGCAGUAGAACUGUUGGACCAUUGCAAUUUGUAUCUGUCACUACUGGUGUGUCAGCCAUGUCUGAAGUAAUUUUUGUCCUAUGACAAAGAAACAUCAGUAGCUCAGCCUCCUAAUUUGGAACAUUAAAGAACAUACCCACUUUGUAUCCAUCUCUUCUCUCCAGCUCUCCACCAGAGUGCCAUGUAAAUAAAGAGUUAUCUUUGUACAGA
This is a messenger RNA of Chelonoidis abingdonii (Abingdon island giant tortoise), 2673 nucleotides long. It is a transcript of the gene CDKAL1, whose product is annotated as CDKAL1 threonylcarbamoyladenosine tRNA methylthiotransferase. Gene Ontology annotation, molecular function: tRNA (N(6)-L-threonylcarbamoyladenosine(37)-C(2))-methylthiotransferase activity; 4 iron, 4 sulfur cluster binding. Gene Ontology annotation, cellular component: endoplasmic reticulum. Gene Ontology annotation, biological process: tRNA methylthiolation. The record is from RefSeq and is a predicted model, not a curated record. Lineage: Eukaryota; Metazoa; Chordata; Testudines; Testudinidae.